Molecule: messenger RNA, 1839 nt
Organism: Fusarium venenatum
Lineage: Eukaryota; Fungi; Ascomycota; Sordariomycetes; Hypocreales; Nectriaceae
Source: RefSeq, a predicted model, not a curated record
AUGUUUCAGCCUCAACCAACGCCUUUUACCUCCUCCAGCUUCGCGUCAUAUGGCCUAGCUUCCAACUUGGACUUUGCCUUUCCCGUGUCUGCUGGAGGUGGAGGUACUGCUGCUAAUAGUGCUACUGCCACUACUGGAUAUUACAACCCUUCAGCGCCAUCACAGUCGUCGCAUUCUCAGCUCCAAUCGCAAUCGCUAUCUCACACUCAUCAACCACAACAACAAUCACAUUCGCACCCAAACCAACAUCAGCAGCAGCCGCCCCAGCCGCAGCCGCAGCAGCAUCUUGUUCACCAGCAACACAUUUCUCCUCGGCAACAUCAAAUUUCUUCCUCCUCAGCCGCACCUUCUGCUUCAUUGCCCUACGCCAACUCUACUUCGACCUCCGUCUCUUCGCAAACUUCAAGCUCAAACUCAAACCCUUCUUCCUCUCCAAGUUUAGCGCAACUCCAGAAUCAUCACCUUCAACACCAACACCGCCAACCGCAGCAGCAAUAUCCAACACAGGUGGUGCUCAAGAUGGAGGAUCAAGGCCAGCACGGCAUGGCAGCUCAGCAAGAUGCUGCUCGUCAUUAUCAGCCUGUUUUAGAGGGCCUCAAAGUUGGAAACAAAAUCCUCAGCGAUGUCAUUACCAACGAGUACGCAAAGGCCGACCCUGUUUACGUUGAAAAGACAAUCGCCCUCCCCCAGACCUACUCUCACUAUCGUCCUAUCCUGGGCGACGGCAACUGUGGUUGGAGAGAAAUGGCAGAGGAGAUGUUGGAUCAUUUGAGAGAAGUCGCCCAGAAUGUUUCCAACCCUCAGUACGCCCAUCAGUUGAACCACGAAAAGUGGAACGAGCCUGGAACUUCGGACAGCAUGAUUUACUACCUUCGUCUUCUCGUCGGAACCUUUAUCAAGAACGAUCCUACUACGUUUGAACCUUUUGUUACCGACGGCAGCGGCGUGGCGGGCUAUUGUGCCCAGCAGAUCGACAUUCCCAACCGUGAGAUUGAAGAGAUCGGUGUCUCUGCACUCGUUCAGAUCCUUCUUAAGCCUGCCGGUUUUGUUCUCGAGGUUGCCAUGCUCGACCGCAGCAUGGGCAGCGAAGUAAACCACUAUCGCUGGCCCGAAGAAGCUAACGGGCAGAACGAGGCCGACUUGGGCCCCAUCAUCUACUUACUCUACCGACCCGGCCACUACGACGUUCUGUACAAGUCCAUGACCACCCAGGUGCUUCGCGUCAGUGGCUUUACGCACAAUACCAACAUCACGACCGAUCAAGCCGAUCUUGGUCAAUACACCACUAUGAACUUUGAUGCCUUGUCCAUCAUCCCAGGCUUCAGCAGUUCUGCUGCUAUGGGAGGACUAGCACAAUUCGCACCACCUCCUCCUGCCAGCGCCGCAGAAUCCUUUUCGCCUAUACAGCAAAGCCCCUGGAUAUCGUCCUUCCCCGAACCUUUGCCCACGCCGACACCACGAGCAGCACCCCCUCCGCCACCUCCCAUCAUGGCGAGUCCUCAACCUCCUACACCACCCGCUUCGAUAUCCGGCAGUUCCGCAAUGGCACCAAGUCCAGCCAUGGUUUCUGCCACUGGCCCUCAAAACUCUCUUCCUUUGCGAACCGCUGCUUCCAACUAUCACAUCCGAUUCAGCCCUGUUCAAUUGGAGUACGACGAAGGCAAAAACAGCUUCCCUGAUUCAACAUUCCAAGUGACGACCAAUACGUUUAAGAACAGUAUUUGGAACAGAGCGCAUUACUGUAAUCCCAACUUUCACCCCGAAGAAUGGAAUCCCGACGACGAGCACACGGAUGGUAGAGUCGGAAGUAAACGUAGACCGAAGAAGGAGACGUUUUAA